CCCCAUGUUUUCCUCCUCCUCUCCUUGUGCGCACCAGGCUCUCCCACCCUCGGCUCUUCUAUUCGCUCACUGCGCUCUCAUCCUCGGUGCGGCUUGUGUCUCUGCCUACUCCUGUGUGUAAGAGCGCACCGAUGGAUAUGUAAAGUGAUGCACUCCUGAAAAACGCGAAAUCUGAGCCUGCAAAUGCCUUUCUGAAAAACGUAUAGAUGCGCAGCAGAGAGCGCGCGUUGGAGAGCAGUUCGUUAGAUUAAGUCAAGUUCAUUCCACAAAGAUUGCUUUUAUUCUGCGCGUUUUUUUUUUUGUUUGGAUGAUGAUAUGUUAAUGAAGAUGUUCAUCAGCGCGGAUGACGGUGCGUUGCUAUUUGGAUGUAUGUUUCUGGACUUUUCAGCAUAUCAUGACCGUGCGCCUUUUUUCCUCUCUCCAAGUCUUUUCGUUUCUGCGUGAAGUUGAACGGAGGAGAAAGCACGAUGAGAGGGAAAUACUUUCUCCUCGGCUUCUUGUUGCUCAAACUUAUGGCUCUUGUGUGCAAGGCUGACGGGGAGCCAGGACUGCUCGGAGGAUUCGUAAUGAUCGCCACCUCCAACGGCUCCAGGGAGGAGGAGAGCGUGUCCGAGGAGACCCCGCACACGGAGGACAAAUGUCGAGGUUACUACGACGUGAUGGGCCAGUGGGACCCGCCGUUCAUCUGCAAAACGGGCAAUUAUCUGUACUGCUGCGGCACCUGUGGCUUCCGCUUCUGCUGCUCCUACAAGCACUCGCGGCUGGACCAGAGCACCUGUAAAAAUUAUGACACUCCGGUGUGGAUGAAGACCGGACAGACUCCCUACAAAAAAAUUAACAAGAUGCACGACAGCACCAAAGACAAGACGAACUUAAUUGUUUACAUCAUAUGUGGAGUAGUGGCCAUUAUGGCUCUUGUGGGGAUUUUCACUAAAUUGGGGCUGGAAAAGGCGCACCGGCCUCAGAGAGAGAACAUGUCCAGGGCCGUCGCCAGUGUGCUGCAGGGCGGGUGUCCAGGUGAGCAGUAUCGGGAGGAGGAGGCCCUAGGGAUGCAUUCACAGCACUAUGUUUCCAGGGCCACAAACCUCCAGGGUGGUCAGAUCAACAACAACGUGGGACCAGGCUCAAACAUGGGCCAGCAGCACCCGUACCCUUCCCUCAGCCAGCUGGCUCAUGUCUACGAACAGCAGCAACAGCAACAGCAACAGCAACAGCAACAGCAACAACAGCAGCAGCAGCAGCAGCAGCAAAACAAGGAUAUCAACAAGUACGCCUCCCUGAAGGCUGUGGCUGCCAAGUACAACGGUGAAAUCUACAAGCGUCGGCUGAUGGUGGAGCUGCCAACGAAGGGUGGGCUUCCUCUCCAGCCCAUGGGCAACUCCAGACCCUCCAUGGGAAACAUGUCGUCAAUGACUCCUCCGAUGACUGCCAACCCCAUGGCUUCUAACCCAAUGACCUCCAAUCCCAUGAACCCCACCAUCACCCAGAUGACCUCCAUGACCCCAAUGACGUCAAUGAUGCCCAUGACCUCUAGGACACCCAUGACUUCCCUCACUCAGAUGUCCUCCAUGACCCCUAUGACCUCCCUGGGUCCACUGACUCCUGAGCCAGUGGCCACCUAUGUCACUGAGAUGCCCAGCAUCUCCUCCGUCUCAACCCUCCCAACUGAACGGCACAUAGCUGGUGGUGGAGGAGGAGGGGGACACAAGCCAAAUGGCCAGAAACCCAAAGGCAGCCAUGGUCACAUUGCCCACAGCUCUCACAGCUCUCACACUCAUGCUCACAGCCACAGUAGCAAGCCGCCAGGACUCGGGGCUACCUCCCUGGCACACAUGGCGGGGACCAUGCCAGGUGGCAUGUCCCUGGGCAUCUCCAGGGCCGCAGAGACCGCCAUUGGCUCCAGCUCGGCUACAAUGGGCCGCCCAUUGGCGUACAGUUCUAACACAAUCGCAGCUGGGCAUACAAUGGGGCUGGGGCUGAAGGGCUGGGAUGGGACUGAGACGGUGGGCCGGAGGAAGACCUACGGGCACAAGAGGCCUCAGUGUACCGUGCUGGAGCCAAACCAGCUCCACAGCACCAGAAACCACAGCCACAGCCACCACUUCCUCCCCACACAGCCCUACUUUGUGACCAACAGCAAGACAGAGGUGACUGUGUGAGAGAGGAAGAAAGGGAGAAAAAGAGGGAGAAUGGAUGCAUGUGGAGUGGUGGCACAAGUAAUCUCUGAGUUGAGACACCAACUCCUGGGGUGGUCAAAGUUGCAGAUCUAUGUGUGUGUUUGUGUGGCUCGUUGGUAUACUGGUGAAUGUGGUGGGACAGUGACACUGUGUCUGAGUGGUCCUCGUUUCAAACAGAGUUCACCAAUCAAAUCACUGAACAGACCUUUGUUGUCAAGAGGUUGGUGGCAUCUGUAACCAUAACUUCAAAAAGCCUACAGAGCAGGGAUGUCUGUCCACUUGUGAUGAUAUUAGAGUGUUAUCUAACAGCUAAUAUCUACUCGGUAAUAAUAACAAUAUCUGAGUAUUACAGUGCAACUACAUACAAAGGAUAAAGUGGGAAACUGCAGAUAAUGAAAUGGAUUGGCGUAACAAACCAAAUCUGAGAAGCAAUAUACAGGAUCAAGUGUAAAGCGCCGAAGUGUCAUGUGAAAGAAGAAAUACAGCGGGUUUACCCACAAACCUCGCAACAAGACUUCUGCUCAUCUGCCCAACAAAGCGUCAAAUGGUAUGGAAGAAAAAAACAUUCCCUUAUGAUUCACCCCCAAAUCUCCUGAGGGCUUUCAAAAAGGCACACAUGAUGAGGGCGCUGGGCUUUGGACUGCAGACAUGCAGGGCUUUGUACUGUGGCUAUUCAGAAGCACCUUCAUAAGCUCUGCAACUGAAGGUCGCCCUUCCUUUUCCACAUGGCUCUAGCACAGAGAAUGGAGGCUGUCACACUGGCAUUGUUCUGGUCUGAUCUUGUCUGUGUGGUGACAGCUGGCCCAGAGGAGGGCUAAGGAGGCAGGGAGGCAGCAUCUGGAUGUUGCUGCAGCUAGCGGAGGCUCCUCGGAGCACGAUUCUCGUACACACACACACACACACACACAACUCCACACAUUCAUGCACAUGCAGACACGUUUUCCCUCUCUCUCUCUUUCUCUCUCUCUCUCUCUCUCUCUCACACACACACACACACACACACACACACAAACAUAUACUGUAGAAAUACUGCACACCAGGGUUUGACCAAUUUAAGUUUUUAAAGAAUGAUACCAAUAAUUAUAGAAUUAAGUUACAGAUGGCUGAUAAUUUAGUUUAAUUUCUGCAUUUUUGUUACCUUUAAAUUUGCAUUUCAAAAACUCAAUUCAGUGUUUCCCCAAAAUGAUAUUCUUGUCAGUAAAUUUAGACCAUCACAGUACUCUAAAACUCUUAAAUUAAUCCCCCACCUCAUCCAAUCUAUGACAGGGUACAGUUUGGGACGCAUAAAUACUUUUAAAUUAGAAAACUAUUUACAAAAGGGUUGCACAUUUAAAUGAAUGGCUUAACAUUUUCAGAAAUACUUGUAUUCACUUUCUUGCCAAGAGUUAGAUGAGAAGAUUGAUACCAUUUUUACAUCUGCGCGUUAAACAUGAAGCUACAGCCAGCAGUCGGUUAGCUUAGCUUAGCACAAAGACUGGAAACAGGGUGAAACAGCUAGCUUGACUCUCUCCAGUAGUACAAUAACAGAAUCUGCCUACAAGCACCUCAAAAGCUCACUAAUUAAUAUGUUAUAUCUAGUUUAUGUAAUCCAAACAAUGUGUAAAAACAACACUUUGUUGGGAGGUUAUGUGCCAGACUAUUUCUUUGCCAGGGAAAGUAACUUCCUGAAGUCUUAUUGUCAGGUUGUCAGGCAACAAAAUGUCAAACUAUUUCUUUAAAAUAAUUUUAAAAAAUGUGCAAACAAUAAAUCUGUUUUAAUGUAGCUGUGGUCAGGAAUUGCCUUGAUCAUACUGGAAGUGGACAAAAUGACUUAUUAAAUGAAAAAUGUAAAUAAGUUUAAGGCGAAACACAGAGCACAUAUAAAGUAUGGGUCAACUAGGCAACUAUACGCCUAACAUAUUUCAUUAGGUGGACCUAAUGUAAGCUUUGGCUUCUCAACAUUUUAUCUGUGCACAGAUUUUGCAUAGGAUGUUAUACUUCUCUAGUUUUAGACAAAAGCAAGAAACUACAGUGAAAAGUGGGUGUGUCAGGAAUAAAAAAUACCACAAUUUUUUGCUGGUAAUGGAAAGACACUGCCACAAGAAACUAGGCUUGAUUAGAUCACUCACUGUACUCAAGCUCUAGCUAAAAAAAAACAUCAAAACCAGCAGGGAAAAAAACUAUCUGGGUUACAUGACUCAGACAUAAAAAUAAAUCCUUAAGUCUAACAAAUAAGCCAAAUCUUCUAAGGGCUUCUCCGAGCCUAUUUGGUUGUUUUGUAAUGAUGUGAGACUUAUUAGCAGCUGCAGCCACAGUUAUCAUUUUGACCUUGUUAUCUACAGUGCUGCUUCCACCUCUAAGACCCUUGGGAUUAAGAUGCAUGUUUAAGUGAUCAGAUUGUAAUCAGACAAUGUUUAGCCAAAUUCAAAUAAAAAUUAGAAUGCGCCUAAGACACAGUGAGGACGGAUUAUAAUUGAAUUGCUUAAAUCAUCUCUGGAGGUGGUCAGAGAAGCAUUUGGCUUAAGUGUAAAUGCAGUUAUGUCUUGGAAAUGUGUGUGCAGAAAAAGGCGAUGGGCAGUAUCACACUAACAACAACAGAUAGUCAAGACAUUUUUGGAUAGAGAACAAGCAAAACAAGGUGUUAAUUUUAAAGAUUGUAAAUAUAAUAGGAAGAGGUGCACAUGACAAUCUGUGUAGAGAAAAAGACAGUGGAUUUCAGUGUGACACAUUUUAUUGGAAUACUACAGCUUCUAAAUCAAAAGCCAGAUGAAAAUAACUAAUCCAGCGUAAGAUAAGGGGUCUACAGGAGGGGAUAUUUUUGCUUCAUGCUGUGGAACCCCUGCUGCCUUGAGGUUCACAUGUGAGACCAAAUUGAAGGCAUGGAACUGGAUUUAAGAAGUCAUCAGAGCGUUAAAAUGUGGCACCUAUACAAUCACACCUAACACACACACACACACACACACACACACACACAUGCACAGGAAUACAUUACAGGGUGGACUCUGCUUUCCUUCUGCUCCCACAGUGCCGAGCGGCAGGCUCCAUCACAGCAGGGAGACAAAGAGUCAGUACUGUUACUGCGCCUGUUGUACAUGAAAGACUGUGAAACUCCAGACCUUGGCCCUUUGUAGCGAUAACUGAUAUUAUGCUUUUUAUAUAUAAAAAUAUACAUAGCCUUUCUCUCUUAAUCUCUUUCUUUUCAUCUUUUCUUCUUCUUCACUUCUUUUCACUCUUUUUUUCUUCUUCUUUGCUCCCUCUUUGUCUGAAUGGAAGACCUACAAAGCAGAAAUAUCUGCGAGAAACAAAAACGGGGCUGUGAUGAAUCUUUUCUGUGAUAGUGGAGUACAGUCAUGAUGAGACAGUGAAUAAUAAUAAUUCACCCCCACCUUGAAAGGCAUGAUUGAUUGGUUUCCCCUUGUGCAUUGUUCUAGCAGGAAAUAUAAGUGGUUGACUCUGUGUGCCAAAAAAUGUAAUUCAGUUUGCAAUUUUGUACCAUUGUCCUCUUGAACACUGCGCACAUUUCACUCUUUAUAACUUUCUGUAUGUCUGUGUGUGUGUGUGUGAAUCCAACUUAUUGUCUCUGAAGAAGUCAAAACUCAAACAAACAAACCAAACAAAGUGAAUCAUAUAUAAAUGGUGUUCACAAUCCCAUAAACCUAUUUGUGUCCCAUGAGAAUCCUUUGCAAAUUGUGUUGUUUUUUCCCCUCCUUCUUCUAUUUAUUUCCUCCUUUUCUUGACAGCAGGUGAUUUUGUUUGUGACAGAGUUGAGAAGCAGGUCAAUGUUUGUUCAGGAUGUGCAUUAUCGGAUCAAAUUGACUUAAUUCAGCAAGGUGGAAAUGUGGAAAUAUAUACCCUCCUUGCCACCCCAUACUGCUCCAUCCUUAAAGCCCAUUCAGCUCUGCAAAAGCAGCCACUGUAAUAAUCGGCAAGCAGGCAGGGUAGUUGAAACAGUUGGUAAACAAAAAAAAACCCUCAUCCCUCACCGUAACAGCCAAAAUAAGCCUGAUAGAAAGUGGUGAAUUGGUUGCGCUGGCUGGGACACAGUUGAUAGGGUCAGGGCCACAGAUGAGUGGGUUCAGGAGGCAGUCAUGUCUGACAUUUUUCAUCAGAAGAGCAGGCUCAGUAACAGAGUCAAUAGGAGCUCAGGAACAGUGAGUGUUCAUCAUUUAUUGAAACCAUAAUCUGUGAGAUUCUUGUUUUUCAAAAUUUUGACAACACAAUUUUGGUGAUAAAAUGCAGUGUUUGUACUUAUUGUCAGUACUGGCUGAACAUACUGUAAUAAUAAAGACAUUCAGUACAUUCAGAAACUGUAAAGAAAAAGAGGUAAAGGUGAAUUCUUCAUCAUUUAUCCUUCUCAUUUUGGAGUGCUUUCUGAAUUUGAAGGACAAUUUUAUAGAUCACAGAUGGUUACUUUUCCUUCCAGAGCAAUUAAUCAGCUUUACCUCGCUUGAGUUUCUGUACCUUCUGACUGUUUUUUUUUUAAUGGUCGUUGCUUAUGCCAACUACCCACUUUUUCUGCACAUUUUUCUGAGAAAGACACCCUUAUUUUCAAAAGUGAUUUUGGAAUGGCUCAGUCACUGCAAAAGUUCACGGUGAAAUCAGUUCCUUUCAAUGCCAUUGAUCAGUGGAUUCGCUCAUGAAGGUAAAGUAAAUGAACAAAAAAAUUUCGUGUUCACUUUAACUGGUCAACUUUGCGAUGUGAAUUUGCGCUGUUGAUCAAUAGCAAGCCCUCAAAGCCGGUGAGUCGAAAAUGGAGGAAGCUAUCAUUGCUUAGCUUAGCUGGAGAGUAUAAAGUAUAAACUGCUCCACAGUAUGUGCUACCAUGUCCCUGGCUGGCUAGUUAUGAUAGUUUAACAACUAGCCCUGUGAGAAGUCAUUAUGUCACCAAACUUCUAGAACAAAAUAUUUUGCUGUGUCACUUCCUGGUGUGACCAGGCCUUUAGUAAAUCAAAAAUUCACUCACCAGCUGACCAUUCUGUAGUAACUGACAUCUUGCAGUAUAGUGCCAGUGAUCACUUUCACCUCUUAGUGUCUUACUACCUACCAUUACACUGCCAAAUGAGUUCCAAAUUUAGGGAUGACCACUCAGUGUGAACUUAUUGCUCCAAACCAUUAAGGUCCUGAUUGCCCUGUAGGUGCACUGCCUGCUACAGCUCAAAAGGUUUUGCUUUAUUAUUUUUUUUCUUGUUGUCUGAAUGGAAGUCAAAUGAAGAGUGGAGGUGCAAUUGGCCUAAUUAUAGAAAUCAGACCCAAGUUAGGCUGGAGCGGUUUACCGGCACACUGAUCAGCAACAGAGGCAGGAGCAAGAAUCAGGCCAGAUGAGCAUGCGGCCUGAAGUUACGUGGUGUCAAUGCUUCUUUCUGAAUACUCUUUGGCCUUGUUACCUGGUGUUAAUAACUAAUAUUAUAUUGUGUUUUUCACCGAUGCAGUAUUUUGACUUUACACCCAUCUUUCAUCAAGUGAGACAUUAAUAGUCAGUUUAUUUAAUCAAAGUAAUUUCUGAUGUCUGGCAAGGACACACUGCAUGUCAAAGUAAGUAACAAAUUGAAACAUAAACUGCAGUGAGCGCUAUAUUCAGAGACCUCGCCAGCCUUGGAUCUUUUUCCUCCUUUGUCCCUUUGAAUUGUUUUAUCGCAUCAUAGACCAGGUACCUUGGUACCACAAACUAUCUAGCUUGAGCUACGUGCAGUUUGUUGAUGUCACGCUACAUGAUUUUUGAACCCACCCCUUUUUGCACAGGUGCCCCAACCAACCAGUAAGAGUCACUAGUGCACCAACAAUGAUCCCUGACUGGCUUCCCACACGCAAAAAAACUGCCAAUUGUGCUCAGAAUUUGAAUCCAGGUCUCUGCAACAGAAUUUUUCAGCCCUGCAUCACCUGAGCCACCAAGCUACAUGACUCACCUCUCAUAGCCAUGUAAACACCACUGUGCUCAUUUUUGAUGUGCUCCUACUGUAGUGUUUUGAGUCUUGCUCUUAGAAGUGAAACUUCUGAAUAUGUGUUGAGCUAAUGUUGAGUUGGUGAGUUAGCUGGUGGGCCAAGGCUGAUGGCAGAGUCUCGUAACGUGUCAUAAAAAGCAAACAGCUAGAACAGCAGAUGAGCGAGAGUGAUUUUGACUUCAAUGAAAUGUCUCGAAACAAGACUGGAAGGCAAACACCUAACAAACUCACCCACCUGCCCACUCACAAAAUACACAUUGACAAGGACUAGAAAUGACAAUGUGCUGAAAUCAAGCUCUCUUGUUCAGCAGAGCAGCCAGCCACUGGGUGAAAACCACACAGUGGAAUAUCUACAAGGGAUAUUCAAUAAGAGACAGAAAAGGAGCUGUACUGGGACCAGUGUCCAGGGGGGCUUUGCGAGUUCUCACUGUGGUCUUUAAUCACUGAAAUCCAGUGAAAUGUGGGGAAGAGCUUCGGUGCUGCAACAGGGACUCAAUCCACAGUGGCACACAAAGACAGAAAUGGGACUUAAUGUCAACACUUGAUAGGGAGGAAGCUUUGAAUUAUUGAAAUUGCAAAAUGUUGGCGGUGCACGGCACGUGAGUGCUAACAGCUCCAUUUUGAAAGCUGUGUAUCAGACGACUGUUGGCUCACACACACACACACACACACACACACACAUCCACACACACAAAUACUCCUCUUUCCAGUGAUUUCAUGUCGUUACAGUAUUUUUUACAGACUCUCAGACUUGUAUUGAUCAUUAAUUCCCAUAUCAAUCAUUGAUUCCUCCAGACAGAUUGGCCAUUAGUAAUAUACACUGGAACAUGUAUUUGUCAGAUCUUGCUUGGCUGAGUAUUUCUUUACACUCUGUAUCCCAUUUAAGCUAAAGAUGUGAAGCAUGGAUUGUUCUUGAUGUCAGUCUGAAUCAGGACAAAGCAGUAAAAAAAAGCAGUCUGUAAAUAUUCAUUUCUUGGUGGAGAGGUAGUUUUUCAUUUUAAUUUUUCCCUUAAUCACUACAGAUAACAUGCAGUAUACUCUUUAGCAUACUUUUUUCAUUAAAGCAAAGAAAGAGCAGCGUUAUCAUGAUCAGAAAGUGGGGUAUGUACAGUACAUCUGGGAUGACACUAAAGGGCUCAAACACAAGUUACAUUUUUACCAGAUUUUUCCUCCACUCUUCUAUUCUAUCUUUUACCGUUGCUGUUUGCUGGACUUGAUAGGGUUGUAAACAUUACAGCCUAUCUGUAUGAUCAAAAAAAAUCUAUAUUUCACUAUAUUAUCAAAGGGGUUAUCGUCAGCUAUGUUUACGACUUUGUAUAGCAUCAGUCUUUAUGCGCAAUGUUUUCACCAACCUGGAGCUGUCUACUUUUGCACACAGAGACAGAGGAGAUGCAGUGUUUGUUGUCCAGUAACGCUCAACAUCUGUUUUAAAAAGGGUCUGCUCCUAUGGUGUGCUUCAUACGUAUGAUUUUUAUCAUAAACCUAUAUUAAAUAUACUUGCUGUUAGAAUUAACGGAAGGAUAUCAAUCACAGUGGAUGUGAAAAAUACUCUGGCUAUUGACCUCUGCUAUGGUCCAGAGCCGAGGGAUUUUUCAUUACCUUUGAAGAAUUAAUAAGCUAUUUGCGAUAUGACUACUAUCCAUUAGCAAGCAUAUGCUUUUAUAGAAUAACUCAUUGAUUAACAAAUUUUGGUGUUAAUCAUGCAUUACAUACAAAAUUAUGAGAUCCAAUUUUCUAUUUUUGAUGUCCAGCCCAGUUUGUGGUAUUUAUGCAUAUGUGUAUAUGGAUACAUAUGGCCCCAACACUGCAUUUAUGCGUGACUAGUAAAGCAUAUUUUCUAUGGUAGAGCCCAUCUCCUGCUAUUGUUUGCACAGUAGCUUAUAAUAUGCACCGUGAUGCCCCAUUGUCCUUUUACUGUUUACUGACUUUAUAAUUUGUGGAAUUAAGUUAUGAAAAAGCUGUAUUUUGGUACUAUUCAAAUAUUGUUAGAAAAAGAGAUAUAGCAGACGUUUUGUCCAAGAAAUAUAUUACCAGAGUGUUGCUAUGAAUUUGUCUGUUUACCUUAUUUUGGGGAGGGAUGAGAGGGAUAUUUUUGUUCUUCCUUUGUUGUUGAUUUGCCAUCUGACAGUAUAUCACCAUUGUUCUAUAUACAACUUUCUUACGUGGCAAUAAAAGAUGACUUCUGUAAAAA
Messenger RNA from Siniperca chuatsi (mandarin fish), 10286 nucleotides. RefSeq names its product shisa family member 9a (gene shisa9a). Gene Ontology annotation, biological process: regulation of AMPA receptor activity; regulation of short-term neuronal synaptic plasticity. Lineage: Eukaryota; Metazoa; Chordata; Actinopteri; Centrarchiformes; Sinipercidae. The record is from RefSeq and is a predicted model, not a curated record. Gene Ontology annotation, cellular component: dendritic spine membrane; AMPA glutamate receptor complex; postsynaptic membrane. The coding region runs from base 468 to 2159 and encodes 563 amino acids. The transcript is spliced from 4 exons.